Messenger RNA from Wasmannia auropunctata (little fire ant), 1508 nucleotides. It is a transcript of the gene Snx3, whose product is annotated as sorting nexin-12. The transcript is spliced from 4 exons. Lineage: Eukaryota; Metazoa; Arthropoda; Insecta; Hymenoptera; Formicidae. The record is from RefSeq and is a predicted model, not a curated record. Gene Ontology annotation, cellular component: early endosome membrane; retromer complex. Bases 564 to 1055 code for a protein of 163 amino acids. Gene Ontology annotation, biological process: late endosome to Golgi transport; endocytic recycling. Gene Ontology annotation, molecular function: phosphatidylinositol-3-phosphate binding.
CGCAAUGAGAAUAAAAAAAACACUUUUGUCAUUUGCUUGAGAACAUUUUUUCCUCGACGAAAAAGUGACAUAUCGAUGCUCGUCCAGUUCAAUAUUAUUAUAGUUGAGUGAUUAGACUCAUUUGGUAUCGCUGUGCGUUCCAAAAAACUCAAAGAAACAAAUUUUUUUUAUAAACUUAUUUAUCAUAGAAAUAAUAAAUAUCCGAAGCGUAAAGCCCCGGCCAUAUCAAAUUAUUAUCAUAUUGGACAUUACAUUUAAAAUUGCGAAAAGAUGAAUAAAGUUGUUCAAUUAAGAAAAAAUGGAUUAAGCUACAUCCAAUAAGGACGGCAUGAACGACACUGUAUACGACAUACAAUACGCACGAGGGUGCGUGUAAUGUGUGACGUAGCGGAGGGUGAGAAAGAAAGAGAGGGGGAAGAGAGAGAGAGAGACGAAUUGUGUCAAGUUACCAAGCGCUGUCAUUUCUGGCGGUGCUUCGGAACAUUCACUGCAUGUCGGUAGUGUUUUUGAGCAUUUUGUAGAAACGAAGAACGAAGCGAACGCGUAUUUAAUUGAAACUUGUAAUGGCGGACACGACUGUAGACGCAACGCGGCGCUUAAAUGUGAAAAAACAAACGCUGGACGACGCUUACGCAGCACCUGCGAAUUUCCUUGAGAUCGAUGUGAUUAAUCCGAUCACACACGGCGUCGGCAAGAAACGAUAUACCGAUUACGAAGUUCGUAUGAGGACAAACUUACCAGUCUUUAAAGUUAAGGACUCAACAGUAAGAAGACGUUACAGUGAUUUUGAAUGGCUGAGAAAUGAAUUAGAAAGAGAUAGUAAGAUUGUGGUACCACCUUUACCAGGAAAAGCAUGGAAACGUCAAAUGCCUUUUCGUGGAGACGAUGGAAUAUUUGAAGAAGAUUUUAUCGAAGAUCGAAGAAAAGGCUUGGAAGUUUUUGUUAACAAAAUAGCUGGACAUCCUUUGGCACAGAACGAACGAUGUUUGCACAUGUUUCUGCAAGAACCGGUAAUAGAUAAGAAUUAUGUACCUGGGAAGAUACGUAAUACAUAAGUCGCCAUAAAAAAGUAUCACAAAUAUCUUUUCCACCAAACCGUCACAUUUUUGAUCGCGUUUUCAUUAUAUUAUUGACAUCUUGUUUGGGAGUCACGAAUAUUCUUCUAUAUUCUUGCAAAAACUAUAAAUAAGCUUCCAGUGCUACGAUAUCAAUUCGGGAUACUUAUUUUUGGAAAUAUCCACUUCUAGUUUAUUCUUUAAAUAUUAUUACACGAAAACAUAGUUAAGCAUCUUUAUAAAGAAAUAAAUGGUAAAUUGACAAAAUCAUUCUUACAUGUUACUAGGUUGAUUCUGUCUACUGUUAUCAUAUGAUACUGUUUAUAACGAAAGAAAUAAGUAAAAUAAAAAAAUGUUAUUCAUAAGAAUUAUAUCGUAAAAUGUACUCCUCAUUUUGUUAAUUAUGUAGCUAGUGUAUUGUUUAACAUAAUUAAAAAUUGAUAUAUAAAUUGA